Messenger RNA from Tuber melanosporum (Perigord truffle), 1070 nucleotides. RefSeq lists its product as uncharacterized. Lineage: Eukaryota; Fungi; Ascomycota; Pezizomycetes; Pezizales; Tuberaceae. Gene Ontology annotation, cellular component: Golgi membrane. Bases 177 to 566 code for a protein of 129 amino acids. Gene Ontology annotation, biological process: vesicle-mediated transport. The transcript has 4 exons. The record is from RefSeq and is a predicted model, not a curated record.
AAAUCUCUCUUCCCAAGUUUCCUUCUCCUCCAUCUUUUUCAUUGACUGGAGAACCUUAUUCCACCCGCCACUUGCUUGCUCACUUGCUCCUUUCAUCAAUCGAUAACGAGCCCACUCAUCACAAAGCUUUCCUUCCAUCUUCCCCUGCACAGCCCCCGAAGUGAGGAGCCGACAAGAUGGAUAGCAUGUCAAACAUCAUUCGCCUUGUGAAUCUCGGCGUGGGGGUGAUUAUGGUGCUUGGAGGAAUCUCGCAGUUCUUUCCUAUGAAGUUGCAGAGCAUUAUUGUCGGAUGCUACGUUAUCGUGUUUGGUCUUGUCACUGCAUUACUGGAGUUCCAGAUUCCUCCACAAACGUCAAGAUAUGCGUCGUUCCUGUUCUCGUUCCUUGGUCGCGGUGUUUUCUACAUCUUUGUCGGUAGUAUUUUGAUUCACGACAGUAUUUUGAGGAUCAUCGCUGGGUCCAUCAUUGGGCUCGUCGGCGCUAUCUAUGUUGGCCUGGAGUUCGUGCCGUCCAUUGAGCCGCCAGAGAACAUGAGGAGCUCCGAAUGGGAUGGCGAGCAGGUUUAGGGCCAUUGCGAAUGAUAUCCUGUUAUAUUGAGACGAGGGACUGCUGUGCGGGAUAUGGGAUUAUGGUCAUCGGGGCAGAGACGGAUGCUAUGCGGGGAUGGGACGAGCGAAUGGUGGGGAUGUAGCGAUAGGCACAGAAGGAAACGAACAGUGGUCGGAGGAAUUCUAAUGGGUUUACUUGUCUACUUUUUAUUAUUGCAAUGGUUUGGUGGGCAAGGGCGGAGGCGCCGUUGGCUAUUUAUUGGAUUAGGAUGCGUUUACGGUUUUAUAUUGUCUUUUGGGCUUGGAGGGUUGGGGAAUCAUUUGGGCCCUUCGGAGCCGUGGUUUGCCGAGAAUACCAGGUUUGCACUUGAUUGAAAUGGAGAGGGGCUGCGCUCCUCCAUUGGCUUGCCCAAGACUUGGAUGUAGCCAUACAAGUAGUUCUAGGAUUACUCGUGUGAUAUCAAAUCAGCUCUUGGGGAGCCUCAUGUAUGAUAGUAUUAGUCCGGUCUACACUUGCUCCCG